AUGCUCAACAUGUCCUGGCACAUGUUUUUGUAUUCGCUGCUGCUGCUGCUGCUGUUUCUGCUGUUGACAUGCUGUGGCAGUCAAGCUGCGGGGAGUGCCCCAGGGACGAGCAUUAAUUUGUUUACAGGAACGACACCGAUAACUGGUGCAAAGUGGGAGGAAGUGCAAUGCGUCGAAGGGUCAGUUCGCUCGCUUCGUGCCCCUAGCCUUGUGGAGGUGGACGGUGCUGUGUUUGCCGUUGCUGAGGCCCAGUGCAAGAAUGGAAGCGUCAGCUUCACUGGGAUUGUGUCACAGCACCUGAAGGGAAUUGGAACAGAACCGACUGAGAUUCCGAUGGGUGCGGGCACAGAUUCCUUUCACACGCAGCUGCUGAAGGAAGGUGACAACGAAAUGAAGGACACAGUGCGACCAACGACAAUUGUGAGUGGCAACAAUGUCUAUAUGCUGCUGGGAAGCUGCAGCCGUGCAACACAGGAGACCAGAGAGGCUGAUCGAAGUGGAUGUAAGCUUUUGCUGGUGAAGGGGAGUGUCACUGAGGGUGGAGAGAAGAAAGUACAGUGGAACGAGACCUAUGCGGUGGAGUUUGAGCUUGGACCCAAUCUUGCUGGAUCCUUGAGUCAUUUUUCUGCUGUCGGAGGAUCAGGUACUGUGAUGAGUGACGGCAUAGUUGUGUUUCCCGUGCAGGCCACAAAGAAUGAUGGGAAGAACGUUUUGCAGGCCGCGCACUUCACCCCGUCAGAGAAUAAAUGGGAGUCUUUGCUCGAUACGGAGGGUGAGGGUUGCCACAAUCCAUCGAUUGUGGAGUGGGGCGAAGUCGAUGACCGACGCAUCUUCAUGAUGGCUCCCUGCACGGAUGGCUCAUAUUACGUAUACAGGUCUUAUACGUCUUUGAAGGCUUGGCGUGACGGUGCGCCAAUUUCCCGCGUGUGGGGCAACUCACGUGAUAGAAAAGGGGAGGGCGUGCGAAGUGGUUUCAUCACUGCAACCAUCGAUGGAAAGAAGGUGAUGCUGCUCACCACGCCGGUGUAUUCUGAGGAGAAGGGAAAGGGUCAGCUGCAUCUUUGGAUGACAGACAAUGUCCGUGUGCACGACGUUGGGCCGGUAUCC
Messenger RNA from Trypanosoma rangeli, 1107 nucleotides. Its product is annotated as trans-sialidase. The transcript has a single exon. The annotation marks the transcript as partial. Lineage: Eukaryota; Euglenozoa; Kinetoplastea; Trypanosomatida; Trypanosomatidae. The record is from RefSeq and is a predicted model, not a curated record. Gene Ontology annotation, molecular function: exo-alpha-sialidase activity.